AUGAAAUACACAGUGAAUAGGAACAACGUGACAGAGUUUGUGCUGUUGGGACUGACAGAGAAUCCCCAAAUACAGAAACUCCUUUUUGUAGUGUUUUUUGUUAUCUACUUCAUUACUUUAGUAGGAAAUUUGCUUAUCAUGGUCACCAUCCUUGCAAGCUCCUUAUUGGGCAUUCCUAUGUACUAUUUCCUGGCCAAUUUGUCUUUCAUCGAUACCUGUUAUUCCUCUGUUGACACUCCUAAACUGCUUGCAGACUCAUUCCGUGAAAUGAAGACCAUUCCCUUCAAUGAGUGCAUCAUCCAGAUCUUAGGGGAACAUUUCUUCGGAGGUGCUGAGGUCAUCCUGCUCACUGUGAUGGCCUAUGACCGCUAUGUGGCCAUCUGCAAGCCCUUGCACUAUAUGACGAUCAUGAACAGGCAGAUGUGUGGCUUACUAGUGGGAGUGUCAUGGAUGGGAGGCUUUCUUCACGGAAUCAUCCAGAUCUUCUUCAUCUUCAGGCUACCCUUCUGUGGUCCUAAUGUCAUAGAUCACUUCAUGUGUGAUCUGAAUCCUUUGCUCAAUCUUGUCUGCAUGGAUACCAGCACCCUAGGGCUUUUUGUUGCUGCCAACAGUGGAUUUAUCUGUGUGCUUAACUUUGUCCUCUUGAUGGCCUCCUAUGUGGUCAUUCUGCGUUCCUUAAGAACCAAAAGCUUAGAGGCGAGACGCAAAGCCCUCUCCACCUGUAUCUCCCACAUCACCGUGGUGGUCUUAUUCUUUGCACCCUGCAUAUUUGUGUACAUGAGACCUGCAGUUACUUUAUCCAUGGAUAAAGCAGUUGCUGUGUUCUACAUUGUGAUAACUCCUAUGUUAAAUCCUUUAAUCUACACCUUGAGAAAUACCCAGAUGAAGAAUGCUAUUAGAAAAUUGUUUACUAGGAAAUUUAUUUUAAAUGAAUAA
This is a messenger RNA of Erinaceus europaeus (western European hedgehog), 936 nucleotides long. RefSeq names its product olfactory receptor 4C46-like. Gene Ontology annotation, cellular component: membrane. The record is from RefSeq and is a predicted model, not a curated record. Lineage: Eukaryota; Metazoa; Chordata; Mammalia; Eulipotyphla; Erinaceidae. Bases 1 to 936 code for a protein of 311 amino acids. Gene Ontology annotation, molecular function: G protein-coupled receptor activity; olfactory receptor activity. The transcript has a single exon. Gene Ontology annotation, biological process: G protein-coupled receptor signaling pathway.